AUGGCUGUUUUUCAAUCCAAGAAAUUUCGAGGUUCCGCCGACGCGGGCACUUUUGCUGCCAAAUACCGCACUCUGAUGGCCAAACAUCCCUUUCUUAUGUUUGGGCUGCCUUUUAUUUCCAUAAUCGUGGCCGGGUCAUUCGUACUGACUCCUGCCACUGCUGUUCGAUAUGAACGUCAUGACCGGAAAGUCCGACAACUCACUCGAGACGAGGAACUGGGAAUUGGCAAGGGAGGGAGGAAAGUCAAUAUUAAAGACGAAUACUACAGACUAGCUGCGAAAGACCUUGACGACUGGGAACAGAAACGCGUUAAACGACUCCCGGGAGAGAACGACGGCAUACUAUAG
Molecule: messenger RNA, 348 nt
Organism: Xylaria bambusicola
Lineage: Eukaryota; Fungi; Ascomycota; Sordariomycetes; Xylariales; Xylariaceae
Product: cytochrome c oxidase assembly protein COX16-domain-containing protein
Exons: 2
Coding region: 1-348 (115 amino acids)
Biological process (GO): mitochondrial respiratory chain complex IV assembly
Cellular component (GO): mitochondrial inner membrane
Source: RefSeq, a predicted model, not a curated record